CAUACACACGGAGUAAAACCACCACUUAUCACCCCUGUCAAAAAUGGCGCGCACCACCACAGCUCCGCCACAAAUCUCCGACUCUGGAGAUAGGAUCUCCGAUGUCCAUCAGGACAUCAUCGAGACUCAAAUCUUGACGCGCCUCGACGGGCUGACCCUUGCCUCUUUAUCAGCCUCCAUCUCCUGCGUCUCCUCACAACUCCACGAUCUCGCAUACGAUGAAACCCUCUGGUCAAAGCUCUGCCACUCUAUGUGGCCUUCCACCGCCGAUCCCGCCAUCUGCCACGUCAUCUCAUCGUUCCCCGGCGGCUCCCGCUCAUUCUUCUCCGACACGUACUCCGUAAUCACCGGUGGCACCGACGGUGAAUACGACCGUCUGAUUCCAAAAUUGAUUUCCGCUGUGGAUCUGCACUACAGGGGGAAGCUGAUCUUCAGUAAGGUCGUGGAGACGGAUACGACGACGGCGUGGUUCCAGAGUUCGCCGUUGAGGAUCGAUCUGGUGGAUCCAAAAGACAUGAUAGCGACGUCGAUCACGCGUCGCCGAUCAUCGUUGCCAGAGAAUGAGAGCACGUGUAGAGAUCUGGAGGAGGAUAUGACGUUGAGCUGGAUCGUUAUCGAUCCAAUCGGACGGCGAGCAGCGAAUCUAUCCAGCUACCGGCCUGUUUCGGUGCAACGCCACUGGUUCAGCGGCGAGAUUCAUGCGCGUUUCGUGGCGGUCGUAAGCGGAGCCUCCGGAGUAGGCGGCGCAACGGAGGAGGAGAAGGUGGUGGAGUGCGGGAUCACGGUGGUCACGUGCGGAGAAGGGGAGAUGCACGUGAGGGAGGUGAACUUGCAAGUGGAGGACAUGGAAGGGAUGCAUUUGAACGGGAGUGACACUUUGGUAAUUUUACGAAGGGCGAUGGAGGGUGAAAGGGGAAAUGGGAAAAUGAGGGAGGAGGGAGGGAGGAGACGACACGUGGAGUUUAUGGAGGAGAGGAGGGAGAGGAAGGAGAUGAAGCUGAGGGCAGAAUGGGUGUUCGAUAUUUUGUCCGUCGCAGUUGGGGUUUUGUGUUUAGCUUCCUUCGGGUUUUACCUUUGGUGGCUAUAAAUUCUUUUUUUUUUUCACUUACAGAGAAUAUUAUUAUACGAAAGUUGAUACAAAA
Molecule: messenger RNA, 1142 nt
Organism: Tarenaya hassleriana
Lineage: Eukaryota; Viridiplantae; Streptophyta; Magnoliopsida; Brassicales; Cleomaceae
Product: probable F-box protein At1g60180
Exons: 2
Coding region: 44-1087 (347 amino acids)
Molecular function (GO): protein binding
Source: RefSeq, a predicted model, not a curated record